Messenger RNA from Stegostoma tigrinum, 2282 nucleotides. RefSeq names its product CDP-L-ribitol pyrophosphorylase A (gene crppa). NCBI's taxonomy places the organism in Eukaryota, Metazoa, Chordata, Chondrichthyes, Orectolobiformes, Stegostomatidae. Bases 231 to 1652 code for a protein of 473 amino acids. Gene Ontology annotation, molecular function: D-ribitol-5-phosphate cytidylyltransferase activity. Gene Ontology annotation, biological process: protein O-linked glycosylation via mannose; isoprenoid biosynthetic process. Gene Ontology annotation, cellular component: cytosol. The transcript has 11 exons. The record is from RefSeq and is a predicted model, not a curated record.
AUGUCUGUUGGUGUGUGUCUCGAUGGUAUCAGCUCCAAAUCCCUAACCUGCGCGCGUCUGUCAAACAUCCCUCGCUACCCAGCAGCAGGGUCCAUCCGGAAAGAGGCACCCACACUGUAUUUUUGAGGACAACCGCAAAGGCAGAUAGAUUGCAACAAUUUUCCGGGUUCUGGUCCGCGAAUCGGUGUUUUUUUUUGUUGUUGUGUGGUGUGUGAGUAUGUGUCAUUUUGAUGGCAGAGGCAGCGAAGGAUUCGGAACCGAGUCGGCCUUUGGUCUGCAAUCAGCGUAAGCAGAUGGAGCAGGCCGUUGAAAACCGGAGGCUCGAUUUCUCGGUGGCAGCGGUGCUGCCUGCAGGUGGUUCCGGGGAGAGAAUGGGAACGGCGACUCCGAAGCAAUUCUGCGAAGUCCUGCAGAGGCCGCUUAUCAGUAUCACAUUGGAAACAUUCGAGAGAGUUCACUGGAUAAAAGACAUUGUCGUGGUGGUGUCAAAACAGAACUUUGAAUUGAUGAAUUUAAUUAUCGAGCGUUAUGGGCAUUCGAGAACAACAGUUGUUGAGGGUGCAUUCACACGUCACAAGUCCAUUUUCAAUGGGCUAAAAGCAUUUGUGGAAAAUCAACCUGGUAGAUCUUGGCUGCAGAAACCUGAGGUGGUGAUUAUCCAUGAUGCAGUGAGACCUUUUGUAGAGGAAAAUAUGUUGUUCCGCGUGGCCACAGCUGCGAAGAAAUAUGGGGCUGCAGGAGCUAUCAGACCACUUGUUUCCACUGUCGUUGCAACCGACCCAGAAAGCUACCUUGAUCAUUCAUUGGAACGUGCCAAAUAUAGGGCAAGUGAAAUGCCUCAAGCCUUCACAUUUGAUAUCAUUUACAGAGCUUAUCAAAAGUGUACAGAUUAUGAUUUUGAAUAUGGGACAGAAUGUCUCCAUUUAUCUCUGAAGUAUUGUAGCACCUCGGCAAAGCUCAUUGAUGGGCCGCCAGAUCUCUGGAAGGUAACUUACAAGCGAGACCUCUAUGCAGCUGAAUCGAUUAUCAAGGAAAGUCUUUCUAAGAGUGUCUGUAUCUUAACUGGAAUGCAAGAAGAACCAGACCGAUUGGGCUGUUUGCUUCAAGAGGCCUUACGAAAGCUGGUGGAGGUAGAUAUCCUGAACUGGUCAGAGAAUAAAGGGAGCCACUGUAUUCAGACCAUCUCCUCAGGCCUGCACUAUAAUUUUCUUUGCAUAAAUGUCAACAAUUUUGAAUUAUCUCAGGAAAUUGUGCAACUGGUGGAGUCGAUUGAAAGUACAAAGCUUUCAGCCUUGUAUCCUGUGGUUCUGACUGUGGUGCAUCUGAACGACUUGGAAAUAUCAUUUCCCUGUGUUCAAAUGGAAGAUUUCAUCAACUUCAAAGAACUGGCAAAGGAAGCAAAGAGAAAAAAUAUCUUCAUUUAUAGGCUGCUGUUGAAUCAUACCCAGCUAUCAACAGUUAGAAGUUGUUUGACUGGCAAGUCCCAAAUACAUGUGCAUACUUUCCAGCAGGGGCCACCAAAUGUGAUCAGGAGCAAGUCAGCUGAGGAUAUGGAUAAAAUUCAAGAAUCUGUGAAAGAGGCUGCCUCAAUCAUCGACUCGCUGAUAAAGCAGAGGAGUCCUGCCCUAACUGGACAGUUUCUUGUGGUCUGACUGCAGUCAGUAACUGGAUGUCUCCAGGCACAGAUGUUGUGAUGUUUGAAUGCUGGCUGAAUGAAUAUACUGCCCUUUAAUGAUGGCUGAGAAAAACUGCAAAUAUCUUAUCAUCAUGCUUUUGCUAGGGAACAUGAACUCAAAUUGAACAUGUCAACAUUUCCCUCAAAACUGAUACCCUGGAGUUACUAAGGUCAACCAGUGCUAAAUCUACUUUAACUGUUAUUGUCCAUUUUGUUCUUUCAGAAAGUUUCAUCAGUGAUUGGGAGAAUCAAUUGUGAUUCUACAGUCCCAAUUCCAGUACUGAAUUUUCUCAACCUUAUUACAAAAGAAAUACUGUUCCAUGUCAUCAGGGAAUGGCCUUCUGCCUACCAGCUAUUUAAAAUAACUUGGAAUACGGCCAAACUGUACCCUUAUAUUAAUGCAAUGCAAAAACCUGUGGAGAGCCUCAUUCAGGAGCUCUAUUAUUUUGAUUUGAAAUAUUACAUUUUGUUUGUAACUCGUCUGGUAACUAUUCCUUCACAUGAUUACAGUGAUGUAUUUUAAAAAUACUUACCGGGAACAUCAAGUUCUUCUUUUCUUUUAAAAUUGCUGUUCUCAUUAGAAAAAUAAAACCAGUUGACAAAUAAA